UAAAAAAGCGAAAUUCUAUUCCACAGAAGAGACGAAAUUCCAUCAGUAGUUGCCCUUCUAUGUUAUUGAAUGAUUUAAGGUAUAAGAAAUACUGUCACGCCAUUUUAGUCCUUCUCAGGAAUGCUCACGGAACAUGUACGAUGCUCCAGCCGGAUGACAGGAUAGGAAGAACUCUUUUUGGAAAUCAACAGUGUAACGAAAGUUUGCUACAAGAACGGUGUAAAGAGAUAUUUUAAAAACUUUAGAGCAGCAAAUAGACAAACUGCAAAUACAGAGGAAUUCAUUACUUGAAGCCAAAAGAAAGAUCCUCUAUCUUAACCUAAACGUGUGAAAGAGAACACGUGGAGAGUGUAGUGGUAUCAGAUAUAAUUCAUAGUUUGAUAUUUUGUGCGAUUUAAAAUAUCAGCAAUAAUGGAUAAAGUAUUGAAAGAUCCACGUUUCACGCAUGUAUGGACAGAUCCGAAAUUCCGACGUAUUCCCGAAGCUAAAAGGAAAAUAAAGAUUGACCACCGUUUCAAGGAUAUGUUUGAAGACAAAAAGUUCACUGCAAAAAGAACCGUCGACAAGCGUGGCAGACCACUUAAUCAAACUACCACUGAAAAUCUUCGGAAAUACUACGAUCUGUCUAACAGCGAAGAUGAAGACGCAUCUGUGCCAUCUACGAGUCAAAAAGACAAGAAGAAAAAGAAGAAAUCAAAAGGAGAAACCAAGAAACAAGCAAAUGAUAAACAAGAGGCAGUGAAGGAGGCAGAAUCAGACUCUGCAAGCAGCGAAGAUGCAUCGGUGCCAUCUACGAGUCAAAAAGACAAAAAGAAGAAAUCAAAAGGAGAAACCGAGGAACAAGCAAAUGACAAUCAAGAGACAGUGAAGGAAGCAGAAUCGGACUCUGUAAGUGAUCUUUCAGAUGAAAAAGAUAAAGAUGAAUCUGAGGAUGAUACAUUGUUGGAUGGUAACGAAGAUCUCCAAGAGGAAAUUUCACAAUUAGAUUUAGAGCAGAACAAGAAGCAGUUGCAUAAGAAAAAGAAGAAUGAGGGAGAAGAACUCACAAGUAAAGUUAAAGAGAGACUGAGAGAUCUUAGCGUGGAUUAUGCCAGGGGUCAAGGCAUUCUACUCACUGAGAGUUCUUCAGAAGAUGACUCAUCUGAUGAAGCUAGUGACACCAACAAAGAAGAAAUUGAACAUAAUUGGGGUGAACUGGACAAAGAAGCUGAAACGACCGACGAAAUUACACGCAGAUUAGCCAUUUGUAAUAUGGAUUGGGACAAGAUACGCGCUGUUGAUUUGAUGAUUUUGUUGAAUUCAUUUUUAUCCAGCAGUGGACGCAUACAUUCAAUUAUGAUUUAUCCGUCAGAAUUUGGUCAGCAACGGAUGAAAGAGGAGGAGAUUAAUGGACCAGUGGAAUUAAGGAACAAAGACAUUGACGAAGAAGAUGAAAUUAACAUUGAAAAUGAUAAUGAAGAAAGCGCGAAACGUCACAUGGAGAAAUUAAGGCAGUACCAGCUAAACAGAUUGAAAUAUUAUUACGCGGUUGCUGAAUUCGAUUCCGCGGAAACAGCAAAUAAGGUGUACACUGAAUGCGACGGUAUCGAAUACGAAUCGACAGCGACUAGAGUGGACCUCAGAUUCAUUCCAGAUGACAUGACAUUUGAUCAGGAACCCAAGGACACGUGCACUGAAAUACCGGAACCUACGAAAUACCAACCGAGGCAGUUCACGACGACAGCUUUGCAACAAGCCAAAGUUGCAUUAACGUGGGACGAAACAAAUAUGGAAAGACGAGAGUUUUUCCAGAAGUUGAACUCAGGAAAAUGGCAGGAUAUUAGUGAAAGUGAUUUGCGAACAUACAUAGCGAGCCCUAGCGAAGAUGAUUCAGAUACCAAUAACGAUACAGUCGAAAAGUACAAAUCUUUACUGAAAUCUAUCGAAGAAGGAGAAAAGGAAGAAGAGGCAAAGAAGAACAAAGAUGUCGUAUUAAAAGUUACGUGGGGAUUGGACAGUAAAGAGAAGUCCGAGAAAUUAGUUGAAGAGAGCACGAAAAACAAGGAAAAGCUCACACCUUUCGAGCAAUAUCUGGAGAAACGCAAAGCGAAGAGGCAGGCUAAGAGAGAAGAAAGAAAAAAGUUCAAGGACGAAAAUCAGAGAGGUGACUCGGAAGAUUCUGUGCCAUCUGACGUUGACAUGAACGAUAAGUAUUUCGCAGAGGAAUUUGAGAACGGCAAAUCGUCAGCCCAUAAAAAAGAAAAGAAGAACGUGCUUCACGAGAGAGACUCGUCGAGCGAGCGGGAAGAAAAUCAACGUAAAGCAGAGUUAGAGUUGCUUCUGAUGGAUGAAAAGGAGGAUGGCAAGAAGCAUUUUAACAUGAAGCAGAUCGAGGAGGCGGCCACCAUGUCGAAGUCCAAACGGAAACGUCUCAACAAAAAGAGGGACGCUCAAGAAAAAAUACAAGAGGAAGACGAUUUCGAAGUUAAUGUUAAGGAUCCACGAUUUGCUGCUCUGUUUACGUCGCCUGAUUUCAAUAUCGAUCCAACGGAUCCACAUUAUAGAAAAACGAAGGGUACGGAAGCUAUAAUCAACGAGAAGCUGAAGCGAAGAACUGAUAAUGAAACACAUGCGGAGGACGAUAAGCAAUGCAAAAAGCCAAGAACAGGUGGAGCACUGUCGACGGAAUUACAAGUGCUGGUUAAAUCUGUCAAAAAAAAGGCACAAAAUAUUAGGCAACCAAUAAAAAAUUAAACUAUUAUUCCAUAUUCUCUUGAUGUGCUUGCAUGCCACAAAGUCAUUACCACAUUAAUCAAUAUUUUGUACAGCACUUAUCAAUGGCGCUUGUAAAAAUGUAUCAUAAAUGUAUUAAAAAGUUACGUCAUUUUACAAUUAUAAAAAUUUUAUUAUUAUUAGUUAUGCAAAAUGUCUGGUUUCGUUAUAACCCUAAUCUUUACGAAAUUUUAUAUAAAACACCAUCGCACAUAUAAAACAUAUCGCGUACUUAAAAGCAUAGGUGUAAUUUUCAUGUUGGAGCUUCAUGUUCUAAUAUGGGCUAUAAUAAAUUUAUAAAUUAAAUGCUA
Molecule: messenger RNA, 3062 nt
Organism: Ooceraea biroi (clonal raider ant)
Lineage: Eukaryota; Metazoa; Arthropoda; Insecta; Hymenoptera; Formicidae
Product: ESF1 homolog
Biological process (GO): rRNA processing
Cellular component (GO): nucleus
Molecular function (GO): RNA binding
Source: RefSeq, a predicted model, not a curated record